Molecule: messenger RNA, 771 nt
Organism: Zingiber officinale
Lineage: Eukaryota; Viridiplantae; Streptophyta; Magnoliopsida; Zingiberales; Zingiberaceae
Exons: 2
Coding region: 1-771 (256 amino acids)
Source: RefSeq, a predicted model, not a curated record
AUGUCUCAUUCUACAGGCAGUUCUAGCUCAAGUUCUAGCUCGACAAGUGAAGACGAAGUCCAUGUUGAAAUCGAUGAGCAAGCUUAUGAUCCGGGUGAAGAAUUGAUGUUAUUGGUUCUUCAACAACACCAACAACUUAUGGAAGCAUAUCAGAGGAGGGACAUGCGCAAAAGAAAGUUCGUCCAAAGAAAUCGUGAAGUCGGGCAUGAGAGGCUCGUCAAUGAUUAUUUCUCUAUAACCCCGGUGUAUCAUGAUGAAACAUUUCGAAGACGAUUUCAAAUACGAAGAGAGCUAUUCCUCCGCAUAGUGAAUGCAUUAGAGAAUCAUUCAGCAUUUUUUCAACAUAGGGACGAUGCUUUUUGUGAAUACAUGGUUGAAAUAUUUGGUGAUAGGUACUUGAGAAGGCCAAAUGCUGAUGAUGUUCAACGUCUUCUUCAAAUGCAUGAUGAGAGACAUAGCUUCCCUGGCAUGUUAGGUAGUCUUGAUUGUAUACACUGGAAAUGGAAAAAUUGUCCAGUUGCUUGGAAAGGUCAAUUUACAAGGGGGCAUGGGUCACCAACAAUCGUACUUGAAGCGGUCGCGUCUCAUGACUUGUGGAUAUGGCAUGCAUUUUUUGGGGUCGCCGGUUCACGUAAUGAUAUUAACGUGUUAUAUGAAUCUCCCAUAUUCAACAACGUCUUGCAAGGAAAUAUGCUGGAGAUUAAUUUCACAGUGAACGACACUGUAUAUACGAAAGGCUAUUAUCUAACAGAUGGAAUAUAUCCCGAGUAG